Molecule: messenger RNA, 1677 nt
Organism: Pocillopora meandrina
Lineage: Eukaryota; Metazoa; Cnidaria; Anthozoa; Scleractinia; Pocilloporidae
Source: the annotation of a GenBank genome assembly
AUGGCGGACGCUACCAUCACUGAAAGCAAGAGUCAAGCAACAAGCAGAAGAAAACCACCAGAGGUAGAUGUUAAAGUGCCAGAGGUUGAAAAUCUCCCGCAGCACUCAGAGCCUUGGAAAAACGUCCAAAACAACUUUCUGCCGGUCCAUUUUCUUUUGCUGACGGUAAAUGACUGCGAAUUCCGAAGCUGUCUUUCCUUUCUCAAAGAAGAUUUUGUGAAAAGUUAUCGCAAAACCCUUGGCUUUGUAUACUUUGGAAGUAUCCUUGACAACGAGAAAGUGAAGGUUGCAGUGAUGAAAUGCAAUAUGGGUGGUGCCGCUCCCGGUGGUUCCCUGGUUGUUGUCCCGAAAGCGGUCCGCAUCUUGAAGCCCAAAGCUGUGUUUAAUGUGGGUUUCUGUGCUAGUUUGAACAAGGAGAAAGCAAAGCUAGGUGAUGUGGUCGUGUGCUCAAAGUUAAUAACCUACGCCUUCAUAAAACAAGAGGAAGAUAGGAUCGAGGAGCAAGGUGUCAGAGUUCCUUUAAAUAAGGGUCUAUCAGGUGUUGCCAGACACAUUGGAGAUGGAUGGAAACCACCCGUGAAGAACUCAACCGAUCUGAAGGUGAAACCAAGCACGAAUGGCGUAUUUCUGAGUGGGCCUGAGGUGAUUAACGACCCAAAACGACUUGCUGCACUGAUGAAACGAUUUCCAGAAGCAACAGCAAUUGAGAUGGAAGGGGAAGGUAAUAAAUGAAAAGUAAAAGUACGUAUUUCAGACUAUUUAUAUCUGUACGGGGUCCUGUUUGGCCGUCCGUCUUUCUUUCUGUCUUUCUGUCUUUAAUGUCUGUUGGUCUCUUUUUCUAUCUGUUACACAUGCCAGGAUACAUACAGCUGCUGAAUCAAGUUAAGUUUCACCACCAUUUCAUUUUUAUUUUGUAAAUCAAUUUUUUUUUCUGGAAUGUUGAUGGAUAAUCACUGUAAGAAGUAUUUUUGACUGCCUUGUCCUCAAAAUCAAUAAAAAGUGGCAAGUUACACUAAAAUUUUAGCCCAACUUACAUUCAUAACCAUAACAAUCGAUUCUCAUUGAGCUUGGCACCUGCGAACGAAAUAAAUUAUGUCCAAGUGAUGGAAUAUCGGAUACAGUUGAACGGAAGUUGCAGGAGAAGUAAAAUCCACAUUACAAACAUCAAAACAAAUUAAAGCUAGAAUAACGAAGAUUACAACUCUGAUGCCUUUCGUUUGUUGUCUGUUUGAUAUUUUACUCAUUUUUCGCUCUCUUUAUUUCUUCCUUGCAUGCUCCCCAUUACCUUGUAUGACAACUAUUUCGCUGUUUCUAUCUGUCCUUCCAUGAGUCUCUCUGAUAACUGUCUGCCAGUGUCUCUCUUUCUAACUGAUUUAAAAUAAUAUGUAAUUUCUUUAAUCGUAGCACAACUGCAAGGAUCAUAUCUUUGCUAAUAUUUACUGAUAUACUUAUCCAUUUACUUAUUUAAAAAGGCAAAGUGAAAACCCGGCGUCUAUUCAGUGUCUCUUAUAAACCAAUGCUUUUCUUUAAGGUCUUUACGCAGCCGCCCAUGAUCUCAACAUUGAAUGGAUUGUCAUUAAGGGCGUGUCAAACUUCGCCGAUGGAAAAAAAUCUGAAACUGAUCAUUGGAGACUAUUUGCCAGUGUUAUGGCGGCCCUCUCGUUGCACACAUUCUAA